Prunus armeniaca (apricot) is the source of this 429-nucleotide messenger RNA. The record is from the annotation of a GenBank genome assembly. NCBI's taxonomy places the organism in Eukaryota, Viridiplantae, Streptophyta, Magnoliopsida, Rosales, Rosaceae.
AUGCCAGGUCUAGACAGGGAAUUAGUGGAGCACAAGCUGCCAAUCAAAGAGGGAUACCUUCCAGUCAAACAGGCCAGAAGAAGAAUGUCCAUGGACACAGAACUGAAGUUUAAAGAAGAAAUAGAAAGGUUGCUCAAAGCAGGAUUCAUCAGACCAGCCAUCUAUGCUGAUUGGCUAGCUAAUAUUGUACCAGUUCUGAAAAGAAAAACUGGGGCAGUCAGAAUAUGUGUGGAUUACAGAAAUCUAAAUGAAGCUUCUCCCAAGGAUGAGUACCCUAUGCCAAUGGCAGACAUGCUAGUAGAUGGAGCUGCUCACAACCAGAUGCUAUCGUUUAUGGAUGGCAAUGUAGGUUACAAUCAGAUCAUGGUGGCAGAAGGAGACAUCCACAAGACAGCCUUCAUGUGUCCAGGAGAUAUAGGUGUUUUUUAG